Punica granatum (pomegranate) is the source of this 1220-nucleotide messenger RNA. Lineage: Eukaryota; Viridiplantae; Streptophyta; Magnoliopsida; Myrtales; Lythraceae. The record is from RefSeq and is a predicted model, not a curated record.
AUAUCUAUAUAUAGUUUCUACCUUUGCUUUGGAUGAAGGGUUUUGAUUAUAUGAUGGCUAAGUUGGUCUUGUUCCUGAUCGUCUUAUUCUCCGUAUUCUCACCAAUCGUGCAGUCGUCAUCGGAACCAUCCUCCCAGCCCCAGGUGAUCCCCUUGCUGAGUGGGCGUCCUCCGCGAGUUGUUAGAUGCCGUAUUCCUUUUUUCAGGAGGUGCUUCGGAGUACGGCAUGUUUGUCCUCCGCUCUGCCCAUUUAACUGUUUCCUCGACUGUCCGACGUGCAGACCCGUCUGCAAUUGUGAUUUUCCAGGAGCUGUUUGCCAGGAUCCUCGGUUUGUAGGCGGAGACGGCAACACGUUCUACUUCCACGGGCGGAAGGAUGAGAAUUUCUGCUUAGUUUCUGAUAACGAUUUCCAUAUAAAUGCCCACUUCAUUGGAAAACGAAACCCGAAUCUCACCAGGGAUUUCACCUGGGUCCAGUCCAUCGGAGCAGUUUUCGGCUCUCGCAAGCUCCUCAUCGCUGCAAAAAGGGCCGCGACGUGGGACGGGAAGAUUGACCACCUCUCCCUGGCCCUAGAUGAUAUCCGUGUAAACCUACCUACGGCUGAGGGCUACACGUGGCGUUCCCAUACCUCCCCUCGCGUCUCCUUCACCCGGACUGGCCCCACCAACAAGGUAGUGGUGGAGGUCGAGGGGAUGUUGAGGAUAAACGCUGUGGUGGUCCCAAUUACGGCAGAUGAAUCUCGAGUUCAUGGGUAUAACAUCACCGACGACAACUGCUUCGCCCACCUUGAGCUAGGGUUCAAGUUCUACAACAUGAGCAACAACGUGGACGGAAUCCUCGGGCAGACGUACAGGCCUGGCUAUGUGAGCAAGGCCAAGGUCGGGGCAGUCAUGCCCGUCAUGGGUGGCAUGCAUAAGUUCUUGAGCUCAGGCCUGUUUGCAACGGACUGUGCCGCGUCACGUUUUGGGCAGCUCGGCCCAUCAGAGACCAUCAAUAACAAUAAUGUGAAUAUGCACGCAAGCAUGCAGUGCACGAACAUGCCGGGUGCUGGAAUGGUCUGUAGGAAGUAAAAACCCGUCGCUUGGAAUUAUCGCCGUAUGGAUAUAAAAAUUAUUAAUAUAGUUUUAAAUGGUCAGAUGCCAGUGAUCGUAUGUAAGAUUGAAUAUACCUACCAAAGAAUGAGAAUAUGUGCCCAUCUUUUAUAUGUACUAGGAAUUUAA